Betta splendens (Siamese fighting fish) is the source of this 1591-nucleotide messenger RNA. RefSeq names its product cilia- and flagella-associated protein 251-like. The transcript has 2 exons. The record is from RefSeq and is a predicted model, not a curated record. NCBI's taxonomy places the organism in Eukaryota, Metazoa, Chordata, Actinopteri, Anabantiformes, Osphronemidae. The coding region runs from base 180 to 710 and encodes 176 amino acids.
CUCAGUCUAAAGUGUGACAUCAUUAUUUUAGUCCCGUGACAUGGGCACAGUCGCCGUUUGUGGAUCAGCGUCAUCAGUCUGCCUGUCCCAACAUCCCAAGUGGCCACAGAAACAGAUAUCUGUGCCACUGACGUCUGACUUCACCUGCAAAUCAAGAAGCUAAGAACUGUGACAGGAGGAUGGACAUAGAGUCAAAAGCAGAGAUGGAGACGGAGAAGGAGGCUUGGAAGGAGGCAGAGAAGGAGGCAGGGAAGGAGGCAGAGAAGGAGGCAGGGAAGGAGGAAGAGAAGGAGGCAGGGAAGGAGGAAGAGAAGGAGACAGAGAAGGAAGCAGGAAAGGAGGCAGAGAAGGAGGCAGGAAAGGAGGCAGAGAAGGAGGCAGAGGCCCAGGUGUCAGCUGACAGCAUACUAGGUGCCCUGAACACCUCCGGCCUAGAAGAGACCUCCGACCGCCUGGACCAGCUGAUGAAGAGCAUGGAGGCGCUGCUGUCGGACGUGGAGCAGCUGCGGGGCCACUGCAGCCACCAGGCCAGCGAGCUGAUGAGCGCCGCCCUGGACCUCAAGCAGCAGCAGGAGGAGCUGAGGGAGAGCUACACCGAGUUCUCCCGGGAAAUGCAGGAGAUCAUGGAGACGGUGGACGAACUGUUCAACACCAAGAGUGCCUUUGACGCCAAGGAGAAGCAGGCGCAGAAACUGAGCCGACAGCUGUAAGGGUCCAAAGGAUGGACAGACUCUAAGAGUGGUAGAAAGUUAAGACUGACGGGGGUGUGGUUUUAGUCUGAUGCUGUGGGAGUGAAAUUAGAUAAAAUAUGUGUGUGGUAUAAGUGUUUAAUUGCUUUGAAAUAAUAGUUUAAUGGGGUUCUGGAAUGUUAUUGUAUAAAUGUGUCGUAACUAGAUCUCACUGUGAAGGACGGGGUAUAAUGUGAAACAACGCAAUAAAACAAAUGUCACAAAUUACAGACUCACAGACGCCCAUAAAGUUGAACCAUCGUCUCUCUGGCGUUGGGCUCCAACCGGAGCAUUAGGCGCUCGGCAAAGCUAUAAUUUGCAGCAGGAAUUUUAAUCUGGAUUGCCGUGAUUUGGCUGCUGGCUGACACCGGUGAUGAGAGCGUGCACGUCCACCCACACUGCGUGUCAACGGCCGAUUUACCGUCACUCCCCUUGUCCCCGGUUUCUUUCUCGCCCACACGCAAACGGACACAACUUGCAAUCACGGGGAAUUUUUUUUUUUAUCGCCCAUUCUCAGUGUAUACUUACUCCAAUCAGCUCUGGAUGGAACCUGUGGCGCAGGAAUGUUCUGCUCCCUCAUUCGCAGCGGUACAUCUUCCAUAUCCUCAUCCAAUCCAGUCGUGCUCCACUGUGGGUUUUUUCUGCUAAAAUAAACCUAAACGAAGCAAUGUUUACCUCCCAAAUCACCUCCCUGGACUUUCUGAUCUAUAUUUAGUGGUUAUGGGACGUGCAAAAUGGACAGUCAGUCUCCAGCAAUGGAAAACUAAAUUUAUUCCCCCACAGAUUAAAUUUUAUUGUUUUGAUGUAAUUUCAGUAUUUUAUGAAUGUUAUUGCUUAAAAGAUUAAACUGUGUGUUAAAAACC